Macadamia integrifolia is the source of this 1692-nucleotide messenger RNA. RefSeq names its product putative RNA-binding protein YlmH. NCBI's taxonomy places the organism in Eukaryota, Viridiplantae, Streptophyta, Magnoliopsida, Proteales, Proteaceae. Bases 623 to 1519 code for a protein of 298 amino acids. The record is from RefSeq and is a predicted model, not a curated record. The transcript is spliced from 8 exons.
GGUAGGUAGGACGGCGUCGCCAGCAAGACUCUCUUCACCCCCCCUUUCUUCUCUAGCCCUUUUUUUCUCCUAUGAACAACCAAGGAAGCUGCCCACUAGAUACCAAAGAAAACUCCUACCCAGCGUCAGCAACUCCAUCACUCCGCAAACAGAAGCUGUGGAUCAUCAUAAUUAUAAUCAUACUUUCCCCUUCCUCUCAACCUCACCAAUGGCAUCUUCUUCACUCUCUUCUUCUUCGUUACUUACUUCCCCCUCCAUCAUUGGCAUUACAAGAUCUGCACUUCUACCCCUCUUCACGUCGUAACCUUCGCUGGGAUUAUUGCUUUAUUCUUCCCCAUCGUUUCUUUUAUUUACCUUCUUAUCUUCUUCGGCACAGUGUUAUGUUCGAUGGGUUUAUUUGUAAUAAGCGAAACUCGAGAGGUAGAUAUAAUAAGGUCAAAUGCGAGGGAUGAGGAUGUGGAUUUCCCUAAUCUUUUUAAAUCAAUGGAUGGUCAAGAUUCAUCUAGAACCAGAUCAACGGUUCAGAUGGAAUUGAGUGAGUAUACUGCUACAAAUUUUCAGUCUUUGUAUCCGUAUCUCAUUAGUUCUUUGUCUGCUUGGCCUGCAACCCAGGCAGAGAAUAAUGGCAGCAAACAGCUUUGCAGCUCCGGCGAUUCUCAGGAAAGCAAUAAGGGUAGUUGCAGACCUUCGACCCUUCCACAGUCACAAGCUCUCUCAUUAUGGAAUAAGAAAUCGCUCUGUUCCUCCCGUAACAACUCCUUGGAAUUCUUCAGGCAUAUGUAGUGUGAUCAGUGCUAAAAAGUGGGAUGACAGUACUGAUACUUUGGUUAAAGGAGUGGGGGAUAAGAAUGCAAUAGAGGCUGUGAAGCAUACUCUUGAAAUGGCAAGACGGGCAUCGUCCAGAAGAGAAGUUCUUCACACAGAUUUUCUUACCCCACCCAUUCUAAAGGAAUCAAUGCUUGCAUUGGAGAAAUUGGCUGAUGUUAAAGCAGUAGCCCAGGGAGGAUAUCCACAGGCUGAACGUUGUCGGCUUUCGGUUGGACACUUUGAAGUAAUGACCACCGAUCCAGAUAUUGUUGCUGCAUUAAGUAUCACAGGAAAUUUUGGGUUUCAACCUUGUUCUCAUGGUGACUUCCUUGGCGCAAUUCUUGGUACAGGGAUUGUAAGGGAGAAGCUUGGAGAUAUUCUCUUACAGGGCGAGAAGGGGGCUCAGGUUCUUAUAGUUCCAGAACUUGUUGAGUUUCUUGUUAUGACAUUGGACAAGGUUGGCAAUGUCCCAGUCUCUUGUGCAAAGAUACCCUUGCUUGCUUUAGAAUAUGAGCCACCAAGGACUAAAUCAUUUAAAGCCAUUGAAGCAUCUUUGAGGGUUGAUGCACUUGCUAGUGCUGGGUUUAAGAUUUCACGUUCAAAACUAGUUGAUCUGAUCAGGUAUUACCCUUUCCACUGUGAUGGCAUUCUUUUUUCCUUUGGUUGGAUCAUUGUUCCAUUUGGCCCUGCCCACCCACCCCACCAAAAAUAAAAAAAGAAAUAAGGUUGGAUUUUAGUUGGUGUCACUUGCAUUCUGCUUUCAUAUAGAUGAUCUAUAACACUGAUAUGGUUCAAAACCUGAUACUGGACUCAGAUUCUGAUGCAAUGUCUGGGAUUUUGAACCUGGUGGCCUUUUCUCCUCUUAACCUCUUUGGAAAAUUUUCU